CCUAUGAACACCUAUCUAGGUACCUAUGACACGAACACGUCAAUCCCCAAGCAGCAUUCCCACUGACGGAUCUCCAACCGCUGAUUCUGGACCUCCUCUUGCUCGAAUGUCUGAUCUACAUGAUUCACCGAAGGCCCCUAGGGUUCUUAACCUGGGUUGCAAGGUCUUGCAACUCCUUUUUAGUCGCAACACGCGGUACUAUCAUAGUCUCAUCCGACACUAUUUUGAAGUUAGCCAGGUCUGUAUCGUACCGCGCGACUUCGCCGACAAGCUCUUGCAUUCCAUUGUUGGCGCCGACGAGGAGCACUGCUCUUGCGACAUGGGCCGGGAUGCAUACUUGGAGAUAGCCAAAGAUAUAUCCCCUAGUCAAACAUCGAAAAGACCAAUCACCGACGAUCGAAGCAGCUCCAGCAGGUUCUUCGAUCCCUUCUUGGGAGAGAACCUACUUUGUUGGGACGGCAUAGGGAUAUUGUGUGCUCUGGUAGCGUCAUCUGCCAUGCUACUACCUCCUAAUUCCAAGCUGUUAUCUAACGCCAAGGAACGCGAUAAUCUGAUUUCUGAUAUGGCUCAGGCUUCGUCCUUAUGUGUGAAACUCUGUUUCUUGAGAGCACCAAUUAAUGGUGCCAUGGUACUAUUGAUGUAUCAGAAUUUCAUGGUUAUCUCACAACUCUACGGAGAUACGGAUCGUCGAAUCUGGAUGCCCCUUGUUGACCUAGUGGCUGCAGUCAAGGGAUCUAACCUAGACAAAGCCGAGACGGACGCAGACAUGCCUCCCUAUUUUGUAGAAAUGCGUCGGUGUUUAUUCGCGGCUGUAUACAGCAUCGAACAGACAAUUUGCGCAGUCCGUGGGAAUCCACCAAUGCUAAACCUUUCCUCCUGCACGCAAGAACCACCACUGGAUAUUGAGCUUGAUGUACCUGGGUAUCAGCGUACAUAUCCAGAUGUGGAUGCUCAAGGUUGGUCAUCCUUCGGCCAAUAUUGCCCUAUGACUUGGGUUAGGCUACACUACUUCCUAAGCAGCAUGCACGAGAGACUCCUUGAGGCAACAAGGAGCAGAAGUUUGGACCUUGAGAUCUUUGAGAUCCACGCUGUCGAUGAUGAAUGCGUUCGAACAUGGAUGGAUCUUCCCGACCACAUUACCCAUCUUCAUACCCCAAUUGAUUGCCAUACAGAUGAGCAAUCCAAUCAUUCGUUACUGCUAGCAACAGCAUACCUUGAUUAUCUGUUUGUCAGGCUUCAUGCCAAUUACAAACUCCGCCAAUACGAUAUGUCGUAUUGGCUAAUUCAGCAAAUGAUGAUUACAAUCUUGGACACGAAUCCAAGGAGGAGAGAUGGAACAUCGCUUCCUCGGGGCUAUUCUUCGAUCGUGGUUCUGUACGGUGUACCAGCCGCCCACCUCUUGAUGCGCAUCAGGUUGCUCAAGGAUACAGUUGGUGGAGAUGCUGGAACUUCGUGGGGAGAGACGAUUAGGACCUUGGCCAAUUUCAUCGAACGGCUGGACCUCGUUAUCGAGAUGCAGGUUGGGCUGAAAGAUCAGGAAUCGGACGCGCUACAGGACGCCAGAGACAAGCUCGUCACGAAUUUCGACGCCAUUGUAGACAGAUCCGGGGCAGAGAAGAAUGAAGAUGGGACCAUUGAGCGUGCGCCAUGGCCUCCAGCAUACUUCGAUCCAUUCUCUUUCUAUGUAGACCUAAAGGACGACAUCUGGCGGCUAUGAGAAGCUUGACUCGGCUGACAAAGAAGGUCGUAUGAAGAGAGAUGCUGACCAGCAGAGGACAACGUAUUGGCAAUGUAAAACUAACGGAACGAAGUGAGCAAUAGUAAUAAAUGUGAUUUUAGUUUGAUAAAAACGUUGAUACGUCAACAGACAACAAGAAAACCAC
Molecule: messenger RNA, 1883 nt
Organism: Annulohypoxylon truncatum
Lineage: Eukaryota; Fungi; Ascomycota; Sordariomycetes; Xylariales; Hypoxylaceae
Exons: 4
Coding region: 26-1717 (563 amino acids)
Source: RefSeq, a predicted model, not a curated record